Messenger RNA from Sitophilus oryzae (rice weevil), 1756 nucleotides. Its product is annotated as tetraspanin-11. The coding region runs from base 313 to 1302 and encodes 329 amino acids. The record is from RefSeq and is a predicted model, not a curated record. The transcript has 5 exons. Lineage: Eukaryota; Metazoa; Arthropoda; Insecta; Coleoptera; Curculionidae. Gene Ontology annotation, cellular component: membrane.
AGAGUUGUUGUUAAAAUUCCAUUGUUGUCGAAUUUUCAGAUUCUUCGCGCACACAUCAUACACCGCCGCUUUGUCUACUACAGUAGAAUACUCUUUAUUUCAUCAAGCGCCUUGUUGAUUUUCAACUAAGGACGUACUUACUCACGCAUUGUUCGUCCACCUGACCAGACCUAUGCCCGGUUGAAAUUAAGCGCGAUUUAAAACAACGGCAAAAAGUGCGUGGGUCCUGAAUAACAAACAAUAUAGUCAGGAGAGAUGUGUCAGUUAGUGUCGUGCGAGUAGUGUUGCUGGUAGUGUUUCGGUGUUAUCGAGAUGGCGAUGAUAUCGUUGGUCGGGAGCAAAGUGAUCUUGGCGCUGACCAAUUUUUUGUUGUUGGGAUGCGGAUUCACACUGGUUACUGGUGGCAUGUUGGUCCUAUUUGACUCCGAUCGAAUCUUACUUUCAAAGUUGCUGGUAGCUGGACCUUUGUCUGACUUGCCUCAUCCCAUGUUAUAUUAUGUAGCUAUAGGAUUAGCUCUUUUGGGAUUGUCUCUCGCAACAGCAGGAAUUUUGGGAUGUUGGGCGUCCUGUCUACAUAAUUAUUGGCUGCUGUCUAUCUACUUUUUGUUGGUGAUGGCAGUCCUGAUUGGCGAAUGUGCCAUUUACGCAGUUACUUGGUUGUGGCCCCAAUGUAUGGGUUUGGGUGUAGACGGCGAUGCUAUGGUAAAAAGCCUCCAGAGAAACUACGGUGUCAGUGGACAGGAUCAAUUUACGGCUGCAAUAGAUUUAGCUCAAACGACAUUUAGAUGCUGCGGAGUGAAUUCUGCCAACGAAUACGACACAUCACUUUGGCGCCUCCAGGCUUUAGGAAAACCAUUAGCAAUUCCACUCACUUGUUGCAUCCUGCAAAAUGUUAAUGAAACGGGGGCAUACUUGAACCCCGCGGCUGUUAAUUUGAGUUUGUGCCAAGCUCUGGAAAAGAACCGCCACGAUGGCUACAGACACAUCGAGGGUUGCCAAUCCAGAUUGGAGCAAUGGUACCGAGAGCACUACAUGGCCUUCUUAGGCAUCGGCCUAGCAGUAGUCCUCGUCGAAUUCAUAGUCCUACUCAGUACAAUACUAACCUGCACCAGAGUUUACCACCAUAACCAAGAACUGAAAGAGAACGCUAAGAACAUGGCCCAGGAUCGCGACAAUGCCGGCUCAAGGGACACGAUUUAUCACAAAAGGGGGCCCUCGAUACCCCCUGGGGCGUACAGCAACGAAACUUACGCAAUGACCGACAGUUUUCGACAGAACUACAAGCUGUUGGAUAAAGCAUGAUGGUGGCUGAAAGGCAUUACCAGGCCCAGUUACGUUUACGAAGUGAACGUAGAAUCGAUGUUGUGGUAGAUUAUUACUAUUAACAGAAAUAUAAAAAUAUUAUAAAAAAGACCGAAAUUGGCAAUAUUUUCUAAAUAUUUUACUGCCUUUCUAGCUUUUUUAUAAUACCUCUAUAAUACAAGGUGUGUUUUAAAAAAGUGUAAGUAUUUUAACAAAGGUAAUAUAGCGUAUGAUCGAAACAUCAAUGACAUUCUUCAUAUAAUUUUACAAAUAAAAUAACAGCGAUCUUUUAUUCAUAGCCAUCGCUGACGCCGUUUUUUUUCGAUCAUAUUGUAUUUCUACCUCAGAAAUAAGUCUCAGAAAAUACGUCUAUAUAGGGUGUCAAUAUUUGGAUGGAAAUUGGUUUCUGGGAGUUUUUUUGAAAUGGGAAAUUUGAUUUUGAUAUGUCAAUAUG